GUAUGUGAUGAACGUGCCCUAAAAAUGUAACCAGUUUGGUUGACAUCGUCAAUUAUUUCUUUACGGUAUAUUUCAAAGGCGAAAUAUGGCAAGAGAAAAAUCCCGUAGAAGAAAAAAAAUGAAACAAAAGCGAAAAAUGUUUCAGUACUCUAAACAGGACUUGAUAAGCGCUCUUCAAGAUAUUCGGGAAAAAGGCAUGAGCAUUCGCGAUGUAUGUAGAAAAUAUCAGGUACCUAAAAGUACCAUACUUGAUAGAGUAACGGGAAGAAGACCUGAUUACCUUUCAAGACCUGGACCGUCUCCUUUUCUAACCAAAAAUGGUGAGGAGCAGAUUAGCGACUGGGUUCAACAAUUAACCAAACGCGGUUUUGCAAUAAAAAAGGCGAUGGUUUUAAAAAACGCUGCGCAAAUAGCUACUAGUUUAGAUCCAGAUUUGUUUAAAGAUGGCAUGCCUAGUCAUCAAUGGUAUAAUAGAUUUAUGAAAAGGAACCCCGGUAUAUUUAUAAGCAUAAAGAGAACGAGAGCAGUAGUAAGUGAAAAGGAUAUCAAAAAAUGGUUUUCAGAUCUCCAAGUGUUUUUGGAAAAUAAUGAUUUAACAGAUAUAUUUAAUGAUCCUUCGAGAAUUUUUGUUUAUCACGAGUCGGAAUUUUAUCUGUGUCCAACAUCAAAAAGUAUUUUGGGUCCAAAAGGGUACAAAAAUACGUAUACUCAUUUAAAGGAUAGUGAAACUAUCACAGUUCUCAUGGCAUUUAAUGCCAGUGGAAACAUUUCUUCUCCGGUAGCAUUUUUUCCAUACAUCGAAACUCCAGAGGUCAUCACUAACAACUUACCCAAUAAUUGGACCGUCGGAAAAUCAGAAAAUGGCUUAUUGACAAUAGAUUCUUUUUAUAAAUACAUCGUAUGUAAUUUUCACAGUUGGGUGUCGAAGAAUAACAUUUCUAGACCGGUAAUUAUUUUUAUCGACAAAGAAAACCCUUACUUGUCCGUGACAUUAAGUAAAUGGUGCGAGAAAAAUCAAAUUAUUUUGUACAGUUUACCACCAAACACCAAUAGUAUGAUGAGACAUGCAGAUCUAAAAGUAUUCAAACUCAAGAAAUCUGACUGGAAGGCGUGUGUCGACAAUUGGAAAAGUAGACCACAAAAUGUAGACUGCUCCGUUAAUGAAACAAAUGUUUGCACAAUAUUCGACGAGAUGUUACGGACGCAACAUUUCCAAGACGACAUAAAAAGUACGUUCAAAACUUCUGGUUUGUUUCCUUUAGACCCUAACGAGGUGGAUUAUUCAAAGUGUCCCAAGGCACGUACAAAUCCUAAAACUAAACUCAAUUUGUUCAAAAACCAAAUAAAAUCAGCCAAAAAGAUUAUUUUAGCAAUACAAGACGAUUUAAGUACUGAAGGUAUCGAUCCAAAAGUGGUUAUAAACGAGAUAAAUAUUUUUGAGAAAAGGGUUCGAAAGUCUGUUCUACAGUUAAAAAAUCAACAAGACAGUUCUUGUUGUAGUGAAAGCGAUAUGGAAACGAGUAGUGACGAGAGUAACACCAUCCCUGCACCUAUGAUGGCUAGCGACACGUCGAUGAUGGAAGACCUAGGAUUAGAUACGGUAUAUGAUAUACCAAUGGACUUGACAAAGGUUGGAAGAUUGACAGACAAUAGUUCAACAAUCAGAAAUAGGGCCCAUUUAACUUUUGAAUUACCUGCCAAGCAUGAGGACCUUUUAACUGAUCGAGGAGGUUAUUAUGUUAAAAAUAUACAUGAACCAAAAGACAUCAUAGACCAGUUUAAAGUGGCCAAGGUGUUAUUUAAAGAAAUGGGAGUGGAGUUUAUACUUAAAAGCUUUGAUGUAUUCUACUCUGUAUUAUAUCGAGAAGAAAGUUUACCUCUAGAUUUAAUUUUCCAAGCUUAUGAACAUUUGCAUUUUGCUACUUCUAAUCUCUAUAAAACACUGAAUUAUUUGUUAGCUGACAAGUCAUCGCUCAAUGAGGAUUUAAAGCAAAAGUAUCGAAAUGUGAUAAAGAUGUUAAUUUAUAUUUAUCUAGAAAUAGUUUCAACAAUUGAAAAGAAAAAUGUCAACACUGAAAGAAAUGAUUAUGAAGUGAGAAAAACAAAGAAGAAUGUUGUCCCUCAGUUCAAUUUAAACAAGAAAGGGAUCAUUUUAAAUCUGAUUAAUUUGCUUGAGACUGAUCUUGUGAUAUUUUGGGACCCUCCUAUUGUUGAACAACAGUUUAUAAAUCUGAUCGCUGAACUUUGUUAUACCUUCUUGCAAAAUCCAAUCGUACAAAAAGCAGAGAUUUUUCAUUUAUUAGGAGUACUCAUAAAAAAGUACAACUAUAGUUCCAUAUUCGUUGUUAGAAUUGUACAAUUGAUCAAAGAAGGAAAAAACCAAGAGCACUUGGUUCACUGCAUUGCAGACGAUAUUAAACAGUUAAUAGAGACUUUUAACUGUAAAGGAUUGUUUGGUGCAUUAGUCAGGGAAUUGACUGAGUGGCAGAUUGAUGCUGAAGGACUCCAAGAUAACCAGAGUUCACGUGCAUGUUCCCAAAUAUUAAGUGCCUUAGGCAAUGCAAUGCCGCAAUUGAUUUUUUCAGAAAUUGUAUAUUUGGAUCGCUACUUGGGUCACGAGUCGGUGAGCCUAAGAAUAGCGGUCUUAAGUAUCAUGACUGACUUGGUGAUUUUUCUUUCGCAUAAACGACAUCUAACCAAAGAUGAGAGGCAAUGUAAAGGAGAUAUAUAUGUUAUUUUGACGGAUCAUAUAAGGGACAAAAGUCCGUUUGUCAGAUCUAAAGUUUUUCAAUUUUGGGCUACUUUGUAUAAAGAACACGUUGUACCAAUUGAUAAUGUCUUCACCGUGAUGAAGAAAAUUGUUGAUGUAUACUUAUUCGAUAAAGCACCGCUAGUUCGAAAAGCGGCGGCAAAUUGCCUUUCAACGUUUUUAUCUUAUAACAAAUAUGGAUCAGAGUUAUCCCUGUCAAAAAUGAGGAAGGCAUUAGAAGCCAGGCAAGAGAUGAUUAAACCACUUUCGCCUCUCAUUGAAAAAGCGAAAGAGCUCAAACAGAAAGAAUACCAGGAGGAAUGGGAUAAAAUGCUUCCGGAAUUUAAAAAGACCAUAUACGAAGAAUUGGCCAAACAAGAUCCAGAAGUAGACAAACUGGAAAUCGACCGAACUCACGCGUGUGAAAUUAUCCGGACUUGCAUGUCACAUGGGAAUUUUGCUGACGCUUUCCAACUGUGGAGGGAUGUAUUUGAUGAUUAUGAUGUGAACGUGAUUGAUGAAAACGACGAUAAAGAUAAAAUCGUUAAUGAAUUUUUGGAAAACUAUUUCAAGAACAUCUACAUGCAAGGCUUGCAAUUCCUUCAAGCGUUAGAGGACGGAAUGUUGCAGCUUGAUGAUUGCACUUUAACCUUGGACGAUGUCAAGAAAUAUGAUGUGUUAACCGAACAAAUCGCUUAUUAUACAGAAGUAAUAAGAUUCGUGGAAUUAAUGGAAAAGGGCGUAGUAGAAAUGAUGGAGCUCCUCGAGUCGACCACAAUAAGCGACAUGCAUGAAGCGAUAGGAUUUUUCAUUGCGACCUACCGGUUUAAAUUUGAUAACGCCCAUAUUGGCAUUAACGCCAUGAUUAAGAUGGUGAAUGUAAACGACGCGGAACGGAAGGAGGCGCUCCUAGAGGCCCUCAAAACGAUUUACCUAAAAACUGAUAGUCCUUCCGGAUUAAGUCAGCACUGUGAAACGGUUGUACAAAGAUUAAUCGGUUUAUUAAGAACCAUUACCCGUGCUACCAUGCAAUCAUUUGAAACGAUGAUCUCAGAAUGGACAAGAAGAGGAUGCUUUGAUAACCGCAUAAUUAAUCACCUGUGGAAGUAUUUCACUGGUAACAUAAAAGUAUCUGAGGAAGAACAGAAUGCUAGUCUAGAACUUUUGAGGUGUGCCGCCCUUAAUAGGACAACUAUAGUCACUGACAACAUUAAGUUGGUGGUGUCGAUAGCUUUGAAGGAUCCCGGUCCAGAUACCGUAAAUAUGAGACUAAUGGGCACAGCUUGCCAUUUCCUAGCAGUAGCAGGAAAUGAAAGGGUGAACGUAACGUCUGCAGCUCCGCCAUUCAGAAUAGCAGCGAAUGAACCACUUUUCCAACAAAUCUUUCAAAUUAUGCUUAAGUACUUCAGUAAACCAGUCCCGUUUUAUUAUAAAUUUAUGGAGGGUGCAAUUGAGUUUGUUUAUAAGGUGUGUGCUAGGCCGGAGCUACACGUAGAUCCGUUCCUAAAGGAGGUCUCCAAACAAUUACAUAAGUUAAAUGCGAAGCAAAAAGGGGUUAAUCGUUUUAUGUAUGUCAGAUUGUGCCAAAUAUUGGGACAGGUGGCUAUUCAAGUUUUAGACCAUCUAGAUGGCUCAGUUUAUAGAGAAAUGAAGAGACGCAAAAAUAUUCAAGAGGAACGGAAGAAGAAGAAUAAAAAAUCUAAGAAACAAAUUACGUCUGAGACUGACCAGUCAAGAAAAUCUUGCACAGAUUCUUCGCCAAAGGCAUCUACUAGUAAAGCGGCUGAUGAAACGGAAUUGUACGAUGAAGAUUAUGAGGAUGAAGAAGCAGAUUAUAUAUUGAAUAUUCUUGAAAAUCACACUGUCUCAGAAGAUGGGAUAUUAGCGCGAUUCGCUAAUAUUCUUAUCGAGGUCGCUCAACACCCUAGAGAAUUUAACGAUGAAACGUUACAAGCAACCGCUGUUAUGACCUUAAUGAGGUAUAUGUUAGUCUCCAGCCGGUUUUGCAGGGAAGAAGUCCAGCUUUUGUUUACUAUACUUAAAAAAUCCGAUUUUCCGUCAGUUAAGGUAACUAUAUUGCUGCAAUUAGCUGACCUUUUAAGUAGAUUCCCGAACAUCAUUGAGCCGUGGAUGUCGACGAUUUAUGAAAGGUUAAGGGAUCCGAUACUGGAUAUCCGGGUAGCAGCCUUUCUAACGCUCACCAGACUAAUCUUACAGGACACGAUCAGGCCCCACACUUAUAUUCAUCUAAUAGCGUUGACCUUCAUAGAUGAAAAUGAAGAUUUGGUUAAAAAAUGCCACAAGUUCUUCACCGCUUUGGCGAAGAAAGAACGGAAUUUCAUUGAUGUGAUUCCAGAAGUGUUCGGCCACUUAAUGGAUAAUGAUAGCGUUGGCGAGAUUUCGGAUUCAGAUGUUAAAUAUAUAAUGAAGUUUCUUUUCGGAUUAAUAGAUAAACCUAAACAAAUGGAGAGUUUGGUCGAAAAAUUCUGUGACAAGUUCGAACAGACUGAAAACUUGCGCCAACAGAGGCACGUCGCUUUUUGCCUGUCUUUGAUCGAAUAUAACGACAAAGCUCUAAAUAAACUUCACAAUCAUUUUAAACAAUACAAACAUCUUGCAAUGCAUGACGAAGAAAUUUAUGCGAGCUUUAAUAAUAUAUUGCAAGCCACGAAAAAAGGGCAAGUAGGGAGACGCGACUUAAAAGAGCAAGUAUCUGCAUUUGAGGAAUUAAUAAAGUCCGUUUUCGAAAUGGGCCAAGCUGGACCUAGUGGUAUUAGCCAAGCAGCACCACCAUCAGCAAAACAGGGUGGUGCAAACAAGGGAAAAGGCAAAGGGAGGAAAUACACCAAUUCUGAUUAAUAUUUUUAGAUUCUAAUAUUUUAUUAGUUUUUAAAAAAAUUUUUGAUAAUUUAUUGUUAUAGUUUAUGGUUGUUGAAAAACAUAUCCUUUUUGUUUUAUUUAUAAUUAAUAUUAUAAUUUUUUUACUUUUGGAACAUUUCGAAAAAAAAUAAAUAAAAAUGUAUAGUUAA
Anthonomus grandis grandis is the source of this 5778-nucleotide messenger RNA. Its product is annotated as condensin complex subunit 1-like. Lineage: Eukaryota; Metazoa; Arthropoda; Insecta; Coleoptera; Curculionidae. Bases 86 to 5608 code for a protein of 1840 amino acids. The transcript is spliced from 23 exons. Gene Ontology annotation, cellular component: condensed chromosome, centromeric region; nucleus. Gene Ontology annotation, molecular function: histone binding; DNA binding. Gene Ontology annotation, biological process: mitotic cell cycle; mitotic chromosome condensation; meiotic chromosome condensation. The record is from RefSeq and is a predicted model, not a curated record.